Cyprinodon variegatus (sheepshead minnow) is the source of this 1843-nucleotide messenger RNA. RefSeq names its product jumonji domain containing 7 (gene jmjd7). Bases 386 to 1336 code for a protein of 316 amino acids. Lineage: Eukaryota; Metazoa; Chordata; Actinopteri; Cyprinodontiformes; Cyprinodontidae. The transcript is spliced from 9 exons. Gene Ontology annotation, molecular function: 2-oxoglutarate-dependent dioxygenase activity. The record is from RefSeq and is a predicted model, not a curated record.
CUUGCAACCUUCUCAGAGGACCAGCGCACUGCUCUAACCAUUAGGCCAACACUCCCCAGAUUUUACAGUUUGCAGUAAGAUAUUUAAAACUUAAUGAUUAAAAAUAAUGAUUAAUUCAAAUAACUUCAUACAUGGGAGACUUUAAAGAAAGAAAAGAGUUUGUUUGGUUUUGUUCUGCCGCUGGUAGUGGUUUCUCAAAUUCUGGGCGGCGUGAGAAACAGCUGCAGCUCUGGGCCAGUUGAACACUCCUCCUCCCAGUAGAGGGCGCUGCAGUAAAACCACAGAGAACACAGACCCACACAAAAAAGAAACCAAACAUGGCGGCGGCCAUGAUGUGGUGUAAAGUUCUGCUUCUCUGAUCCCGGUGGUUCAGCUGGAGCUCCUCAUGAUGGAGUCUGUUCAUGAACGGCUGGUUGAGUUUUCCCUGGAAGCUCAUGAUCUUUACCUCAACACCUCGGUGCCAUACGUGGAGGGACCGCCCGAGCCGCUGCAGUUCUAUCGCCGGUGGAUUGGCCCAAACAAGCCCUGCAUCAUCCGCAAUGCCUUCAGCCAUUGGCCGGCCCUGUCCAGGUGGACGCCACAGUACCUCAGGGAGAAGAUUGGCUCAAAGGUGAUCAGCGUGGCGGUAACUCCUAAUGGCUACGCCGACGCCGUGCUGGGGGAUCGUUUUGUCAUGCCUGAGGAGCGACAGAUGCGCUUCUCUGCAGUGCUGGACAUAAUAGAAGGAAAGGUGCAGAGGAAAGGAGUUUUCUACGUCCAGAAGCAGUGCUCCAACCUGCUGCAGGAGCUGCCAGAGCUGGUGGACGACCUGGAGCCUCACGUUCCCUGGAUGAGUGCUGCACUCGGUGAGUCUCCAGAAUGUUUAAACUUUUUCUUUCCCUCAGCCAUGACCAGUAUGCAUAAAGAUCCGUAUGAGAACCUUUACUGUGUGGUUUCUGGAGAAAAACGUUUCAUCUUGCUGCCUCCCACUGACCGACCCUUCAUCCCUUACGGUCUGUAUCAGUCCGCCGUUUACCAGGAGCAGGAAGGCGGUGAAUUUCAGGUCAUCGAUAACAGCGACUCCAACAAGGUUCCCUGGAUCCCUCUGGACCCUCUGGACCCGGACCUGGAGCGCUACCCGCAGUACCGGCUGGCCCGGCCGCUCGUGUGCUCAGUGAAAGCUGGAGAGAUGCUGUACCUGCCGUCUCUGUGGUUCCACCAUGUCCAGCAGUCCCAGGGCUGCAUCGCAGUAAAUUUUUGGUAUGAUAUGGAAUACGACAUCAAGUACAACUACUUCCAGCUUCUGGAGUCGCUCUCUGAAAACACGAUGGGUCCUCAUGACAUGGCAGCAGCCUAAUGAUGUCCAACGAAACGACGAGAAGCAACCAGCUCCUGAAAGCCCACAAGAUGCACUUUAAACAGGAGCUGGGAGAUUGCUUGUGAACCUGUACUGGUUCAGUUUUAUCUGAUGAAAAAAACUCAGCUCAGUCUCUGCUCUGCUUUCUAAGACUGUCAGCUUAUUCACUUUAGUGUCUAAUAAAAUCAUCUGUUGUUUUUUUAAUGAAAUGUGUCCUCUUGGCUGUAAAACCUGAGCUUUGUCACGUCUUCAACCUGCUUUCUUCUUCCUUAGAGGCCGUUUCCUGAUCCGUGUUAAACCGCAGGCUAACCUCAAAUGUUUUCUGAUGAAUAUAUUUACGUUUAAAUCCAAGGACUGAGCUGGGAAAUCAGCAUUCACAAGUUCUUCCAAAAAGAUUUAAACUAUAGUGGAAAGUAAUCCUUGAUUGAUUUUAUUUAUUUCCAUAGUUACGGGGGAGUGUUGGCCUAGUGGGUCAGAGCAGUGCCAUUCUGCUCACAGAAGGUUGCA